Chiroxiphia lanceolata (lance-tailed manakin) is the source of this 2859-nucleotide messenger RNA. It is a transcript of the gene BCL10, whose product is annotated as BCL10 immune signaling adaptor. Bases 59 to 811 code for a protein of 250 amino acids. Gene Ontology annotation, biological process: apoptotic process; canonical NF-kappaB signal transduction; adaptive immune response. The record is from RefSeq and is a predicted model, not a curated record. Lineage: Eukaryota; Metazoa; Chordata; Aves; Passeriformes; Pipridae. The transcript is spliced from 3 exons. Gene Ontology annotation, cellular component: CBM complex; cytosol. Gene Ontology annotation, molecular function: protein kinase B binding; kinase activator activity; NF-kappaB binding.
CCGGGCUGGAAGCACCGCCCCGGGCGGGUUUCCCCAGCGGUGCCGGGCUGGGGCCGCCAUGGAGGGCCCGGGGCCCGGGUCGGGGUCGAGCUCGAGCUCGGGGCUCGCGGGGCGGCCGCUGACGGAGGACGAGAUGGCGGAGGUGAAGAAGGAUGCUUUAGAAAGGAUGCGUCCUUACCUGUGUGAUAAAAUCAUAGCCGAGAGACACUUUGAUUACCUGCGUUCAAAGAAAAUACUCACUCGAGAGGACACUGAAGAAAUUUCUGCUCGAUCUUCCAGCAGGAAAAAAACUGGGAAGUUAUUGGACUACUUAGCAGAAAACCCAAAGGGACUAGAUGCUUUGAUUGAAUCUAUCAGACGAGAAAGAACACAAAACUUCCUGUUACAAAAGAUAACUGAUGUAGUGUUGAAAGUCAAAAAUGAAAAGCUUGAAGCUCUCAAAGGUCUAAGCUGCAGCACCUGUAUGACCUCACUGUACGGAGGAACAAAUAAUCUUUCUAGAUCAUUUUCUGAUGAAUCAAAUUUUUUUGAUAAAACAAAAGACAAAGAGUCUACCCAGAUACAUCAUCCAGAAGAAGAUUAUAGCACUGCCGCUUUUGUGUCCGCUGUCUCUCUUCAUUCAAUGAAUUUACCAAUUGCAGAGAUGGGAAAUUCACAGAGCACUGUUUUCUCAGCCACCCUCCCGGGGCCUGGAGACCCAGGUGCACCCCCUCUCCCCCCAGAGCUCCAGUCAGACCAGCAAGAUCCAUGUACUAGUUCAAGUGACAAUUGCUUUUUGCCUUUAAGAUCACGUUCUCUUCAACCACAGUGAAUGUAGUGACGUUGGUAUGUUCAUCCAAAUGGUACUGAAACUUUGUGUGAUGUCUCAUACAGGUUAAAAAGAUGUUGUUUUGAAACUGUUAGCAAAAUCGGAGGAAACAAUAUAUAAUCUAUGCAUUUUCUGUUUUAAGUCUUAUUUUGUAAUUGUAUGGCUCUGGAGCUGCUUGAUUUUUUUUUUUGGUUUUGUUUUGGUUUUGUUUUGUUUUGUUUUCCUUUAGGGAGCUUUUUUUCAAAAUAUCUUGGUACUAUACCAGCAAAGGUUUGUUUUUUAAACCAACGUGUAUAAGAUUUCACAUGUAGCUGCAGAUAUUUAUGCUAGAAUUAUAGAACAAAUGGGAUUUUUCUUCCUACAGAAACUAACAAGUCAGCUUUUCUUAGUGUUUCUGUAGUGGGUGAAUUGGGAAAGAUAGUUAGGAAAAGUAGUGAGUAUGGAAAAACAAAAAAUAACUUUCCAAACUAAAAGCUUAAGCUUACUUACCAAAAAGGUUAAACUCAUUUACCAAGUUAAAUGUUUCUCAGUAGGAUAAUUUCCUGCUCUCCAUGUAUGUGUGUGCAGCUCCAUUUGCUAAAAACCUUACAAAUCUGGCCAAAUCUGUAGGUAUGCUUAUUUGCAAGGAGUCUCUUCAUUGUCUGAACUUUGUCCUAUUGGUAAACCAAAAGGCACUGGAUAUCAAAAAUAUACUUCUGCAAGUCUUGACAUGUUAUUCUUGUAUAUUAGUUUGAGAUUCCUGAUUCGAGAUGCACUUUAAAUAUAAAUUCUCAUUAGUACUGGAAAAAGGAUGUAAACUGCUGUAACAGCAUCAUGAGGGCUGUAAGAAAAUGUUAUUGUAGGAUGCUUUUAAGGAGCAAAGCUUAUAUGUUUUGUCUCAGUAGGGAAAAGUGGAGAAGUCCUGUAACAAGAAAGUAUCCAUACUUGAGGACUUCUGGAAAUGUGGCACUUCAGAUACCUCCUUUUCAAAGCAGACAGACAGGUUUACAUUUCAAAUUGUUUAGAGUCAAAUGCAUUUUAAACUGCUUCAACAUGGGAAGGUUCUCAUUUCUUGACACAGUGUAACAUACUGUAUUCCUCUCACACUCUCGAGUUGUAAUCUGCCUUUAAUGCAGGUGGCCUAUAAUAAUUUUAAAAUUAGGUAAAAUCUUACUUGGACAUGUGUACAGUUGUGUUCUGUGAUACUACACUUAAAAAUGAUGGGAUGUUUUCAGUAUAUCAAAGGGUAGGAUUGUAUUUAAGGCCCUAAAUUAUUUUGGCCCUCAUACUGUGCUAUAGCCAUAUAAUUCCAUUUAAAUUCACAACGAGGUAAUAUUCCUAAACUCCUCUCCUUUUGUGUAGACAGGUCAUCUGUGGGACCUCAAUAUAGUCUCUAUAAAUUGCUUUUCAUUACUACUCUGGUUUUGGAAGUAAGUGAAAAUAAACUGCAAUGUUCAACUACACUCCAUACCGAGUGUAUGAAUAGCUUACAUCUGAUAAUGAUGUGUUUAUAAGAAUCCUUGUUUUUCUUGUAUGCAUCUACAGUCAUAGACUGUCAGGACGGUGAAAGUGCUUUUCAGUGAAACUGCCUGGAUGAGAUGGCACUCUGGAAGUUAAGUGCCUAAAUAUGCAAGCAAAACUUUGCUCUCUAACACAAAAUUAAGGGUAGGUUGAAAUCCCUCUCUUCCAUUAACUUGUACGGUAGUUGCACUUACUCGAGAUGUCUAAAAAGUGAUUCAUCUAAAUGCCCCCUGUAACCACUUGAAGAGCUGUGCUUAGGUUUGGGUCCCUUCCUGGAUUCUUUUAAAGGGAGGAGAGCGAGCAAGCUUGGCCUUAACAGAGAAAGUGCCUCAGCUCAGGGUGGAGGCUGCCUUGCAGCUCUCACCUCACACUGGGGUGUGCCACCCACCCAGCAUGCAGCCUGCAGGAAGCCUACCCUACAGGGGCUGCUCCCUGGGAAGCUACUGACCUGAGACCUUGAAUGAAUGUAUUAUCCUACCAAAUGUUUAUAGCGUGCAUUUUGUAAAAAUAUUUUUAUCACAACUUUUGGAAUAAAUUCUUUUGUAUAGUUA